AUGGCUGCUUCUCAAAAUGACAUCAUUGACAUCUCGGCUUCCUCUCAACUCCACAAUGUCAAUAUGUCGAAUGUGACUAAACUCACGGCCUCCAACUUUUUGAUGUGGGAUCGUCAAGUUCGUGCCCUGUUAGCUGGUUAUGGGCUUGCAAGCUAUCUUGAUAGCACCGUCGCUCCACCGGAUCCCACCAUUCAAGUCAAUGACGUCUCUAAAGAGAAUCCAAAAUAUGUUCUUUGGCAGUGCCAAGAUCAGCUUCUCUACUCUAGUCUCUUGGGUGCCAUCUCCAUUGAUGUUCAGCCGAUCUUAUCCAAAGCCGACACCUCUGCUCAGAUUUGGCAGAUCCUCUCCUCUACGUAUGCUAAACCAAGCUGGGGCCACAUCAAACAAAUCCGAGAACAAAUCAAGCAAUGGAAGAAAGGCACCAGAACUGUCGAUGCAUACGUUCAAGGCUUCACUACGAGAUUCGAUCAACUUGCCUUGCUUGGGAAACCUUAUGAGCAUGAAGAACAGAUUGACUACAUUCUCAGCGGGCUUCCUGAGGAUUAUAAGCCGGUUAUUGACCAGAUCGAUGGUCGCGACACUCCACCCUCUUUAACAGAGCUUCACGAGAAACUCAUUAACUUUGAGUUGAAGCCCCAAAUGCAAGUCUCUAUUUCAUCCUCGAUACCGGUGACUGCAAAUGCUGCUUUUCAUAAGNAUAAAGUGACAGUUGUAGGCUUAGUUUCAAAAAUCUAUAUGAUCCCAAUAACUUCUUCAACUUCCCUUCCUUGCACAAUGCAUCAAAACACUCUUUGA
Messenger RNA from Camelina sativa (false flax), 795 nucleotides. Lineage: Eukaryota; Viridiplantae; Streptophyta; Magnoliopsida; Brassicales; Brassicaceae. The record is from RefSeq and is a predicted model, not a curated record.